AUGCCGCGUCCCCCAGACAAUUAUACCCACGCGCAGUUUGAGCCCGUCGACUCGGAGCAUGCGGGCGAGACGGUGCAAUGCCUUCACUGCCGCAACUGGACCGGUUCCGUCAAGACGCUCAACCGCAAAAAAGCCCAUCUCCUGAACUGCACUCAAUACGCGCAAUGGCGCGCUCAAGGGAACGGCCAGGAUCUGGCUCCCCCGAACAAGUACAGCAGGCGCGAGUCAGGCAUGAUGGGCUGGGACGACCGAGGAGACGCCGGAGAUGGCUACAAUUCUUCACCCUACGCUCCCCAACCUCCUCAACAUCAUACGCCGUUGGUAGCUCGUGGGAGGAAUCUUGAUCUCAGUAAGUAUUUCGAUGAGUUUUGGGACGAUUCGGCGGCACAAAAGUGCAUGCGGGUACGUUGCCUCUCAUGCGGUUUUGUUCGAGCAAAGAAUACCACACGCCAAGUUGAGCACCUGGGAACCUGCGAGCUGUUCAAAAACUCCCCGGAAGGGGCCGCUGCUGUGGCCAAUGGCGAACUCGAGAUGGCCCCCAGCGGCAAUCGCAACUACACCGGCGGCACCGACAUCUGGCGCGGCGGUGCACCCAACCCCAACCUUCUCGUCGGCUCCACGCAACCAAACAUGACCCCCAUCCGUCCAAUGGCCACCAACAGCCGCCUGCCGCCGGCGAGACCAGCUCCAUCCCUUGUGGCUCAUCUCCUCAACAAGCAUUCGGACAAAGCCACCAAGGCUACACAGCAACCAUUCUUGUCGCAUGCGGGCUACGGCACUCUAUCAGGAUCUGCUCUGAAGUCGUGGCUCGUCCAGAACACCCACAUCUCCCGCGCGCUCAUGUCUGCUAUUGGCGGCUUGAUUUCGAAACUCCGCCUGCCAGAUGUCGCCAACAUCAGAGCCGACACGUCUUUCCGCGCUCUCGAUCUGUUGAUCUCCACCAUCACCAACAUUCGAAAAGAGAUUGACUUUAUCGAGAACACGAAGCAUAAGUACAGCUUCGUCACAGAGUCGGAACCUCCGUCGACAAUGACCAAAGCAUACAUGGAUCUCCUAGCCAGCGUAUCAUCGCCCCAAGCAGAUCUGUUGGAAGGCAUGGUCGCACUGUGGGCAACCGAGCACGCGUACUACGCGUCGUGGAAGUAUGCGAGCACCCUCACCAAAGCCUUUCCACCAGCUGCAAACUACUCCGUUCCAUCCUACCUGACGGCAUCAAUGGAUCCGAUGGGCUCCGGGAUUGGCUCUACUCGGCCAGGCGCUCCCGACCAGCGUUACAUCACUUCCCUCCACGAAUGCAUGAUUCCCAAUUGGACAUCCCGCGACUUUAGCAAAUUCGUGGAUGCAUGCCGAUCUAUCGUGGACGAGAUUGCCAGCAAAGAAAGCAUCGGCGACGGCAAGGCCCAGCUACUGCGCUKCGAAACCGUUCAUCAACAGAUCCUCUAUCUGUGGGAGCGCAUCUGGCCACAUGUUGAUGGCAUGGGCGAGAAGCUCGGUCUCGAGGAUGAUGCUUCUUCGCACAGCCCUGUCCAACAACGAGAGAGCAGCGCCGUCGCGGGUCCUAGCAAUACGAAUGGUACUGGUCCUGGAAAUGACAAGAGAGACGCGAUUGAGAUUCAAGACGACGGAGACGACGAUGUGGACUCACCAUAUGGAGGCACUGGACUUGGUGCCGUUGCGGCUGCAAACCAAUCCGCUUAG
Messenger RNA from Ramularia collo-cygni, 1698 nucleotides. RefSeq lists its product as uncharacterized. The transcript has 4 exons. The record is from RefSeq and is a predicted model, not a curated record. Lineage: Eukaryota; Fungi; Ascomycota; Dothideomycetes; Mycosphaerellales; Mycosphaerellaceae. Bases 1 to 1698 code for a protein of 565 amino acids.